This is a messenger RNA of Nicotiana tabacum (common tobacco), 663 nucleotides long. The record is from RefSeq and is a predicted model, not a curated record. NCBI's taxonomy places the organism in Eukaryota, Viridiplantae, Streptophyta, Magnoliopsida, Solanales, Solanaceae.
AUGCAUAAGGAAAUUGUUCCGGCGAGCUUGGAGAGGAAAGUGAGGCCCAAGCACGGGCAGUCGGAGGAGACUAGCUGGAAGGGCAUGAGGGCACGAGAUGUUAACGGGUUUAAGCUAUGUUAUUCAGGAGGAGAGGCUGGCAAGAAUGGGGUAGGUAUUUUAGUUGAUAGGGAUCUCAGGGAGAUUGUGGUGGAUGUUAGGGGGGUGAACGAUAGGCUAAUAACUAUUAAGCUAGUGGUUGGUGGGGUCAUUCUUAACGUGAUUAGCGCUUAUGCGCCUCAAGUGGGCUUGGUCGAAGAUGUCAAAAGGCGCUUCUGGGAUUAUUUGGAUGGGGUUGUGCGUGGUAUUCCACACUCCGAGAAGCUCAUCAUUGGGGGUGAUUUUAAUGGCCAUAUUGGCGUCACUGCUAGGGGUUAUGACGAGGUGCAUGGCUGGUUCGGUUUUGGAGUUAGGAAUGAGGGCAGUACCUCUUUGUUGUAUUUUUCUAAAGCAUUCAACCUGGUGUUAGCUAAUUCGUGUUUCCAUAAGAGGGAGGAACAUUUAGUCACUUUUCAGAGUAAGGUUGUCAGGACUCAGAUUGAUUACCUUCUCUUUAGGAAGGAUGAUAGGGGCUUGUGCACUGAUUGCAAUGUUAUCCUGAGUGAGUGUAUCGACGCCACAUAG